Molecule: messenger RNA, 10275 nt
Organism: Bicyclus anynana (squinting bush brown)
Lineage: Eukaryota; Metazoa; Arthropoda; Insecta; Lepidoptera; Nymphalidae
Gene: zye
Product: mucin-2
Exons: 9
Coding region: 178-8985 (2935 amino acids)
Source: RefSeq, a predicted model, not a curated record
CUGCACAUCAGAGGCUAUAUAAGCACUUUCACUGCGCGCACACACGAGUUGGGAAGCGACGCACUCUGACCCCACCGCACGCGAAAGACGGACUUACGUUAGUUACUUAGUUAGUUAUCUUGUGAGUUGUGUCGUGUUUCUUUUAAAUUUAUACAGGGGCCCCAUGAAGCGACUGUCAUGCGCAUAGCGGCACUGAUUGCACUCGUGCAGCUGUCGCUCGCUACAGCUGUUCCAGAUGUCCAGACACUCACAGCGGCAGAGCUGAACCUCCAGCUGGGCGGGGAGAAUGCAUUGUCACCGUUCUUCGAGGAGACCAGCGAGGAGACUGGGGUGCACUUCGUGAGGGGUUCCCGAGCCGCUGAUUCCCCUCUCUCCCCUGACAUAGACGUCCAGUGCUCGGCAGACUUCAUCGAAGUCACCGUCGAGUUCCCGGAUGUUUUCGAUGGGAUUAUAUACAGCAAGGGUUACUUAAAUGACCCUAAGUGCAAGUAUGUGUCCCUGGGAGGCAGCCAGUCCCGGUACUCGUUCCGAGUGCCGCUGAACGGCUGCGGGUCCAGACCUCUCUGCAACGCGUGCGGGACCAUCGACAAUGUGCUCGUGUUCCAGGCUGAUGAUUUGGUGCAAGGACCCUACGAUUUUGCUAGAAAGGUGUCUUGUACCAACACAGCGUUGGAAGUGUCCGUUGGUGGUAGGAGAAAGGAACAGUCGCACAUACUGAGGCUGAAGCCCUUCAUGGUGGACAUGUUGGACGUGGUGGCGGUGCAGGGACCAGCGGGCGGCGUCGAAUGUUGGAUGGACAUCCAGAAGGGAGUCUUCCCCAAUACUACUCCACUGGAAAGUUCUAUAAAGAUCGGCGAGUAUCUCACCAUCUUGAUUUACCUGAAGGACAUCAGAAAUCAGUUCAAUUUGAAGAUCCACGAUUGUUGGGCAUACGACAACGAGGAGUAUGACAGCCCGCAGACGAACAAAAUACAACUUACUGACAAGGAGGGAUGUCCCAAGAAAAAGAAAUUCAUUGAUGUAUGGCAGAAGUCUACGAACACAGGCAAAAGUGGCGCAACGUUGAUUGCAUACAGCAAAAUAAGCGCUUUCCGGUUUCCAGAAACCGACCAAGUCUAUCUCACAUGUAAUGUUGAGCUUUGCACAAGCAGCUGUGACUCAAGCUGCACUGGUAUAACAAAAGAAGUCUCAACAACCAUAAGACCACAAGAAUGUUACCCGGGCUCUAAGGAUCCUAGAUGUCAAAUACCCACAGAACCUUCGGUUAAAUGUUAUCCAGGCUCGACGGAUUCGCGUUGUCCCAAACCAACAUCUCCGUCUCCUAAUUGCUUCCCUGGUAGUACAGAUCCUCGUUGUCCCAGGCCUACAACCCCAGAACCUCCAAGAUGCUUCCCUGGCAGCAAUGAUCCUCGUUGCCCAAGACCUACAACUCCAGAACCUCCAAAGUGUUUUCCUGGUAGCAAUGAUCCUCGUUGCCCAAGGCCCACGACUCCAGAACCUCCAAGUUGUUUCCCUGGCACCAAUGACCCUCGUUGCCCAAAACCUACUCCGGAACCUCCCAAAUGCUUCCCCGGCAGCAAUGACCCUCGUUGCCCAAAACCUACUACUCCGGAACCUCCCAAAUGCUUCCCCGGCAGCAAUGACCCUCGUUGCCCAAAACCUACAACUCCAGAACCUCCAAGAUGCUUCCCUGGCAGCAAUGAUUCUCGUUGCCCAAGGCCUACGACACCAGAACCUCCAAGGUGUUUCCCUGGCAGCAAUGACCCUCGUUGCCCAAGGCCCACGACUCCAGAACCUCCAAGAUGCUUCCCUGGCACCGAUGACCCUCGUUGCCCGAAACCUACUACUCCGGAACCACCUAAAUGCUUCCCUGGUAGCUCUGACUCUCGCUGUCCUCAACCAACUACUCCGGAACGACCAAAAUGUUUCCCAGGUAGCACAGAUCCCCGCUGUCCUAAGCCGACGACUCCAACACCGACUAAGCCUACGUGUUAUCCAGGAUCUCCUGACCCUAGUUGUCCUCAACCAACAAGACCCUCAACCCUGAACCCACCAACGUAUUUACCACCUUCCACAGCAGAACCUAAAUGUUUCCCAGGUUCCACAGAUGAACGAUGCCCACAACCUACUACACCCGUACCACCAAAAUGUUUCCCCGGUAGUAACGAUCCACGUUGUCCUAAACCUACAACAUCAGAGCCAAAGUGCUAUCCUGGAAGCACUGACCCUCGAUGCCCCAAACCAACAACUCCAGAACCACCAAGAUGUUAUCCUGGAAGCUCUGACCCUCGUUGCCCCCAACCUACUACACCAGAACCUCCAAGAUGUUUCCCGGGCAGUAAUGAUCCACGUUGCCCUAAACCUACUACACCAGAACCACCAAGAUGUUAUCCUGGUAGCUCUGACCCUCGUUGUCCUCAACCUACUACACCAGAACCUCCGAGAUGUUUCCCGGGCAGUAAUGAUCUACGUUGCCCUAAACCUACUACACCAGAACCACCAAAGUGCUAUCCUGGAAGCACUGACCCUCGAUGCCCCAAACCAACAACUCCAGAACCACCAAGAUGUUAUCCUGGUAGCUCUGACCCUCGUUGCCCCCAACCUACUACACCAGAACCUCCAAGAUGUUUCCCGGGCAGUAAUGAUCCACGUUGCCCUAAACCUACUACACCAGAACCACCAAGAUGUUAUCCUGGUAGCUCUGACCCUCGUUGUCCUCAACCUACUACACCAGAACCUCCGAGAUGUUUCCCGGGCAGUAAUGAUCCACGUUGCCCUAAACCUACUACACCAGAACCACCAAAGUGCUAUUCUGGAAGCACUGACCCUCGUUGCCCUAAACAGACAACACCAGAACCACCAAGAUGUUACCCUGGUAGCUCUGACCCUCGUUGUCCCCAACCAACAACACCAGAACCUCCUCGAUGCUUCCCUGGUAGCAAUGACUCUCGUUGUCCAAAACCUACCACGCCAACUCCACCUAGAUGUUAUCCGGGCAGCACAGACUCAAGGUGCCCUAAACCAACAACCCCUGAGACUCCAAAAUGUUUCCCUGGUAGUUCAGAUCCCCGUUGUCCAAAACCUACUACUCCAGCUCCACCAAAGUGCUACCCUGGAAGCACUGACCCUCGUUGCCCCAAAACGAUAACGCCAGACGCUCCAAGGUGCUAUCCUGGUAGUACAGACCCACGUUGCCCUAAACCAACAACUUCAACACCCCCCAGAUGCUUCCCUGGCAGCACUGACCCACGAUGUCCUAAACCAACAACUCCAACACCGACAAAACCAGCGUGUUAUCCUGGAUCACCUGAUCCUAAUUGUCCUCAACCUCCAAGACCUACAACCUUGAAUCCACCAACGUAUUUACCACCUUCGACGCCUGAACCUAAAUGCUUCCCUGGGUCCAACGAUCUACGAUGCCCUCAGCCUACUACUCCCGCACCGCCUAAAUGUUUCCCUGGCAGCACAGAUCCACGAUGCCCUAAACCCACCACGCCUGUUCCUACAACACCUGCACCACCAAGAUGUUUCCCAGGCAGCAAUGAUCCUCGUUGUCCAAAACUGACUACCCCAGCACCUCCACGAUGCUACCCCGGAAGUACUGAUCCACGUUGUCCUAAGCCAACAACACCUGCCCCGCCUAGAUGCUAUCCCGGUAGCUCAGAUUUAAGAUGUCCAAAACCAACAACCCCUGAGCCUCCUCAAUGUUUCCCAGGCAGUACAGACUCCCGUUGUCCGAAACCCACUACACCUGAACCUCCACGUUGUUUCCCAGGUAGCAGUGAUCCACGUUGCCCACAACCAACAACUCCAGCACCACCAAAAUGUUUCCCUGGAAGUACGGAUCCACGUUGUCCUAAACCAACCACACCAGCUCCACCAAGGUGCUAUCCAGGUAGCACAGAUCCACGAUGCCCUAAGCCCACCACGCCACUGCCUACAACACCUGCACCACCAAGAUGUUUCCCAGGCAGCACUGAUCCUCGUUGUCCAAAACUGACAACCCCAACUCCUCCACGAUGCUACCCUGGAAGUACUGAUCCACGUUGUCCUAAGCCAACCACACCUGCUCCACCUAGAUGUUAUCCCGGUAGCUCAGAUUUAAGAUGUCCAAAACCAACAACCCCUGAGCCUCCUCAAUGUUUCCCAGGCAGUACAGACUCCCGUUGCCCGAAACCCACUACACCUGAGCCUCCACAAUGCUUCCCUGGCAGCACUGAUCCACGUUGUCCAAAGCCAACAACACCUGUACCGCCAAGAUGUUAUCCUGGUAGCACGGAUCCGAGAUGCCCUAAACAAACCACACCUGAACCUCCAAAAUGUUUCCCUGGUAGUUUAGAUCCCCGUUGUCCAAAACCAACAACUCCAGCGCCCCCGCGAUGUUUCCCUGGCAGCACUGAUCCCCGUUGUCCAAAGCCCACAACACCAGCUCCACCGAGGUGCUACCCUGGCAGCACUGAUACACGAUGUCCUAAGCCAACCACUCCUAAACCGACUACUCAAGCAUGUUAUCCUGGGUCACCAAACCCUAACUGCCCUCAACCACCAAGACCAACCACUUUAAAUCCACCAACGUAUCUACCACCUUCGACACCACAACCAAAAUGCUUCCCAGGUUCUUCUGAUGUUCGAUGCCCUCAGCCUACUACACCUGAACCACCUAAAUGUUACCCCGGUAGUAGAGAUCCACGAUGCCCAACUACACCAGUCCCUACAACUCCAGCACCGCCACGAUGCUUCCCUGGUAGCACUGAUCCACGUUGUCCAAAGCCAACAACACCUGCGCCACCAAAAUGUUUCCCUGGCAGUUUAGAUCCCCGUUGUCCGAAACCAACAACGCCCGAAUCACCAAGAUGCUAUCCUGGAAGCACGGACCCGCGUUGCCCAAAACCAACAACCCCAGCACCUCCACGAUGCUACCCUGGCAGCACUGAUACACGAUGCCCUAAGCCAACAACACCUGCCCCACCAAGAUGUUAUCCCGGCAGCACAGAUCCACGAUGUCCAAGACCAACAACCCCUGAACUUCCAAAAUGUUUCCCUGGCAGUACUGACUCCCGUUGCCCCAGACCCACAACUCCUGAACCUCCACGUUGUUUCCCAGGUAGCAGUGAUCCACGUUGUCAACAAUCAACAACACCCGCACCGCCAAAAUGUUUCCCAGGAAAUACUGAUCCACGUUGUCCCAAGCCAACAACACCAGCUCCACCAAGAUGCUAUCUUGGAAGUACGGACCCACGAUGCCCAAAAACAACUACACCAGCUCCUCCUAGAUGCUAUCCUGGAAGCACGGAUCCAAGAUGCCCCAAACUUACUACACCUGAACCUCCUAAAUGUUUCCCUGGUAGUUUAGAUCCUCGCUGUCCAAAACCUACAACUGUAGCUCCCCCGCGAUGCUACCCUGGUAGCACAGAUCCACGUUGUCCUAAAGUUACUACACCGAAGCCGACAACUCCAGCAUGUUAUCCUGGAUCACCCGACCCCAGAUGUCCUCAACCACCAAAACCAACAACUCUAAAUCCACCCACGUACUUACCACCUACAACGCCAGAACCCAAGUGCUUCCCAGGUUCCACAGAUAUACGGUGCCCUCAACCUACUUCGCCUAAACCUCCAAGGUGUUUCCCUGGUAGUACUGAUCCACGAUGCCCUAAGCCCACUACUCCGGCUCCUCCAAAAUGUUACCCUGGCAGUACAGAUCCCCGUUGCCCGAGACCUACAACUCCCGAAGCUCCACGUUGUUUCCCAGGUAACAAUGAUCCAAGAUGUCCUAAACCAACUACACCAGAACCUCCUAGAUGCUUCCCUGGCAGUACCGACUCACGAUGCCCUAAGCCAACCACUCCAACUCUUACUACUCCAGAACCUCCUCGAUGCUUCCCUGGCAGUUCGGACCCCCGUUGUCCCAAACCAACUACGCCAGAACCUCCUCAAUGCUUCUCUGGUAGCUCGGACCCACGUUGUCCCAAACCUACUACGCCAGAACCACCACGAUGCUUCCCUGGCAGCACCGACCCACGUUGUCCUAAAUUAACUACACCAAAGCCGACAACUCCAGCAUGUUAUCCUGGAUCACCCGACCCCAGAUGUCCUCGACCACCAAGGCCAACAACUCUAAAUCCACCCACGUACUUACCACCUUCAACACCAGGACCUAAAUGUUUCCCAGGUUCUACAGAUUUACGGUGCCCUCAACCUACUACACCUAAACCUCCAAGAUGUUACCCUGGCAGUGAAGACCCACGUUGUCCCAAACCCACAACACCAGAACCUCCUCGAUGCUUCCCUGGUAGCUCGGACCCACGUUGUCCCAAGCCUACUACUCCAGAACCUCCUCGAUGCUUCCCUGGUAGCUCGGACCCACGUUGUCCUAAACCCACAACACCAGAACCUCCUCGAUGCUACCCUGGUAGCUCAGACCCACGUUGUCCCAAGCCUACUACACCAGAACCUCCUCGAUGCUUCCCUGGUAGCUCAGACCCGCGUUGUCCCAAGCCUACUACUCCAGAACCUCCUCGAUGCUUUCCUGGUAGCUCGGACCCACGUUGUCCUAAACCCACAACACCAGAACCUCCUCGAUGCUUCCCUGGUAGCUCGGACCCACGUUGUCCUAAGCCCACAACUCCAGAACCUCCUCGAUGCUUCCCUGGUAGCACCGACCCACGUUGUCCUAAAAUAACCACACCAAAGCCAACAACUCCAGCAUGUUAUCCUGGAUCACCAGACCCCAAAUGUCCUCAACCACCAAGACCAACAACUCUAAAUCCACCAACGUACUUACCACCUUCAACACCAGGACCAAAAUGUUUCCCAGGUUCAUCAGAUUUACGGUGCCCUCAACCUACAACACCUAAACCUCCAAGAUGUUACCCUGGCAGUACAGACCCACGUUGUCCCAAACCCACAACACCAGAACCUCCUCGAUGCUUCCCUGGUAGCUCGGACCCACGUUGUCCCAAGCCUACUACUCCAGAACCUCCUCAAUGCUUCCCUGGAAGCUCUGACCCACGUUGUCCCAAACCCACAACACCAGAACCUCCUCAAUGCUUCCCUGGUAGCUCAGACCCGCGUUGUCCCAAGCCUACUACUCCAGAACCUCCUCGAUGCUUCCCUGGUAGCUCAGACCCACGUUGUCCUAAGCCCACAACACCAGAACCUCCCCGAUGCUUCCCUGGUAGCUCGGACCCACGUUGUCCCAAACCGACAACUCCAGAAGCUCCUCGAUGCUUCCCUGGGAGCUCGGACCCACGUUGUCCUAAACCCACGACACCAGAACCUCCUCAAUGCUUCCCAGGUAGUUCGGACCUACGUUGUCCCAAACCUACUACUCCAGAACCUCCUCGAUGCUUCCCUGGUAGCUCAGACCCACGUUGUCCUAAACCCACAACACCAGAACCUCCCCGAUGCUUCCCUGGUAGCUCGGACCCACGUUGUCCCAAACCGACAACUCCAGAAGCUCCUCGAUGCUUCCCUGGUAGCUCGGACCCACGUUGUCCUAAACCCACGACACCAGAACCUCCUCGAUGCUUCCCAGGUAGUUCGGACCUACGUUGUCCCAAACCUACUACGCCAGAACCUCCUCGAUGCUUCCCUGGCAGCACCGACCCACGUUGUCCUAAAAUAACCACACCAAAGCCAACAACUCCAGCAUGUUAUCCUGGAUCACCAGACCCUAAAUGUCCUCAACCACCAAGACCAACAACUCUAAAUCCACCCACUUACUUACCACCUUCAACACCAGGACCUAAAUGUUUCCCAGGUUCUACAGAUUUACGGUGUCCUCAACCUACUACACCUAAACCUCCAAGAUGUUACCCUGGCAGUACAGACCCACGUUGUCCCAAACCCACUACUCCAGAACCUCCUCGAUGCUACCCUGGUAGCUCGGACCUACGUUGUCCCAAGCCUACUACUCCAGAACCUCCUCGUUGCUUCCCUGGUAGCUCAGACCCACGUUGUCCCAAACCCACUACUCCAGAACCUCCUCGAUGCUUCCCUGGUAGCUCGGACCCACGUUGUCCCAAGCCUACUACUCCAGAACCUCCUCGAUGCUUCCCUGGUAGCUUAGACCCACGUUGUCCCAAGCCUACUACUCCAGAACCUCCUCGAUGCUUCCCUGGUAGCUCAGACCCACGUUGUUCCAAACCCACUACUCCAGAACCUCCUCGAUGCUUCCCUGGUAGCUCGGAUCCACGUUGUCCCCAGCCCACUACUCCAGAACCUCCUCGAUGCUUCCCUGGUAGCUCGGACCCACGUUGUCCCAAACCUACUACUCCAGAACCUCCUCGGUGCUACCCUGGUAGCUCGGACCCACGUUGUCCUAAACCCACGACACGAGAACCUCCUCGAUGCUACCCUGGUAGCUCGGACCCACGUUGUCCCAAGCCUACUACUCCAGAACCUCCUCGAUGCUACCCUGGUAGCUCUGACCCACGUUGUCCCAAGCCCACUACUCCAGAACCUCCUCGAUGCUUCCCUGGUAGCUCAGACCCACGUUGUCCCAAACCCACAACACCAGAACCUCCUCGUUGCUUCCCUGGCAGCACCGACCCACGUUGUCCCAAACCAACAACACCAACUUCAACACCUAGCUCUUGCUACCCUGGUUCUAAAGAUCCAAAAUGCCCCCAACCAUUCGCGCCCAGUAGCACAAAUCCCCCAACUACAUACUUGCCACCCUACCCCGCAGAAAAUGAAAUAAAAUCCGCUAGAAGAUUAGUCAAGAAAAGUUUUGACUACUACGACGAUACAGAGUUACAAAUUGAUAACUUCGACUUUGCUAGAACUAAGCCAAGAACUAGAAACGCAAGAGAUUUGUCGAAAACUCUAGAUAUAGUUCAAUCUGGUGCAGCAUUGUCUGAGAAUGCAUAUGUCGGAAUAAUAGGGUCCAUCAUUGUUGUUAUGUCGAUAGCUAUAUUAGUUGUACAUGUUGUAAGAUCGAAGAAAAACCUUAAAGGUAUAGAAAAUAAUACUCAUCCUUGCUAAUCAAUAACUUUUAUUUGUGAUAUAUGAGAAUACGUGUCUAAUUAUGUAAGUAAUAUGUUUUUAUAUAUAAAAUUACGAUAUAUAAUUGUCAUAUUUCCCGUGAAUAUAUUAUUUUUUAUUGUAUUGAAACGUUCACUGCCUAAAAAUGCUUUAUAAAUAAAUAUACAGGCAAUCUAAAUGCCUAUUUUGUAAUAUUAAAUAAAAUAGUGCCAUAGGAUAAAAGACUAGGCGCGCAUGAUAUUUUCAUCGUUGAAUCGAUAUAUUGUGAUUUUUUUGUAUUAACAAAUAAUUAUAGCAUGCACGCUUAGGCUUAGAACAGCUAUAUCUGAGAGCUGCUUGAUACUGCUUCCGAAUGAUAAAACAAUUACCUAUAACCUAGUCAACAAUAUAUAAACACUAUGUAUAUUUAAAAAAGAAAACUAUUAAAUUUAUAUCUUUUUCGAUCAUUAUUAUUUUUUAUGCAUAUAUUAUAUACUAAUUUGUGAUAUAUUUGUAAAUAUUUACCAGUAUAAUAGUACGAUAUUGUGGCCAUUAAAUUUUAUAGUUAAGUUUUUGCCAAUCUAUAUUAAUAAUAUUGUGUGGAUUUAUGUGAACCUCAAUUCUGUGUUGUGAGAAAAUUUUACAAAUGAUAAUACUCUCAAUUAUAAUUAUUAUAUUUAAAUUAAUAUUGUUACUAGUUCAGACGCGACGGAAAACACGCCUUUUCAUUAUGACGUUUAUAUGAUUAUAACUAACCUAACCUAACCUUAUUCCAUAUGUGAAAAAUCAUGAAAAAAUUUUGCUAAUUGUUGCAGACGUUAAAUCAAGAUGUCUUCCAUUGAUCUUUCAAAACUCAGUUUGACGUAUGUUUAGUAGAAUUACACAUUGCUUAUUGUACAUUUUUUAUGUUCUACCUGCAAAAUGUAAAUUCUAGCUACAAGUUUUUUAAUUGGAACAACACGAUAUAUUGAAAACUCUACAGCUUAACUUGGAGAAAAAAACAUAAAUGUUUUCAAAGCUAUUAAAAAAGUCGUUAUGGUUACUUAUAAGCAAUAUAAAUUUAUUGGAGAGCUUCUUGCGUGUUUGUUAUAAGUUAAAAGGUUUCUAGGAUCACGCCAAUAUAAGAAAAUCACGUUUUCCGAUGUGUUCUGAACCGAACUACGUUUGAGUAGGUGCUAAUGCUCCGUCCAUUCGUGAGUUCGUUUUCCACAAUACAGAAUGACAGGUAAAAGAAUUUAAACGAAGAAAUUAAAUGUUAGUAGGAUUGCUUGUUGAGUCAAUCUAAAUAAAACAUUCUAUGAAUGUGGAAAA